Messenger RNA from Peronospora farinosa, 3663 nucleotides. The record is from the annotation of a GenBank genome assembly. NCBI's taxonomy places the organism in Eukaryota, Oomycota, Peronosporomycetes, Peronosporales, Peronosporaceae.
AUGGAGCACGUCUACACGGGUCAGAGCCUCUUCAUCACGGGUGGUACAGGCUUUCUAGCCAAGACGCUUAUUGAGAAGCUAUUACGAUGCACCCCUGAUAUCGCCAAAAUUUUUGUAUUAAUUCGUUCUCGCAAAGGUGUGGCACCAGCUGAACGUCUACAGAACGAGAUCAUUCAAAGUCGCGUCUUUAAUCGUUUACGAGCUGAACGUCCAGAGGAUUUUGAAGCUUUUGCAGCCAAAAAAUUGCACGCCAUUGCUGGAGAUAUUGCGACACCGGAUUUGGGACUCAGUGCUGAAGAUGCACGAUUAUUGCGUGCUUGUGUGCAAAUUUCUAUCCAUUCGGCAGCUACGGUACAAUUUAAUGAGCCACUUGAAGUGGCGGUUGAGAUGAAUUGUCUUGGUGCAUUGCACGUUGCACGAUUUGUGCAGAGCUGUGCUAGGAUUCGGUGCCAUUUGCACGUGUCAACGGCUUACGUGAAUAGUAAUCUACGUGAGACGAGGAUUUUGGAGAAAUUAUAUCCGCUGGAUUUUGACGCACAUGAUGCAGUGAAAGCAGUUACGACGGCAUCGCCAAGUGAAUUGGAACGGCUCAGGGUGAACCUCAUGGGGACGUAUCCAAACACAUAUACACUCACCAAGUCAAUGACAGAGCACCUCUUGGUAAAAGAAAUCGUGCCCAACUUUCCACUAGUGAUUCAUCGCCCAACGAUUAUAGGUGCAAGCUGGAAGGAGCCUAUGCCUGGCUGGAUUGAUCAAAUUGCUGCUGCUGGAGCUAUCUUCUUGGCUGCUGGAAUGGGCGUGUUGACGAUGCUACCGGGCGACCCAAGAAAUGUUGCAGAUAUUGUUCCUGUAGAUUUGGUGGUGAACAGUAUGUUACUCUCAAUCUGCGCAAAGAUUCACGAACAUGAAAAGCUGCAGUCAUCACAAGAAAUGCCAUGUCCGUUGGUCAACGGUGUGACAGGGAAUACGCCUAUGGUUGUGCAUUGCGGCACGUCGGAUCCACGGCAAAAUCCGCUACGCUGGCGUGUGCCUGCCGUACUUGUGCCAGAAUACUUUCGAAAAAAUCCUCCAGCACGCGGCCUUUUUCCGGCCAAGUUUUCGAUGAUUCCAACUCACCAGAGCUUUCAAAUUCAAUGGUUUCUUACGUAUGCGCUACCGUCGUCCGUGUAUUCGACAAUUGCCAACAAGAGUGGCCAUCCAGGGCAUAUAAAGAGUGCGGCAAAGCUAUGGCAGCUAACGUGGCAUGCGCGGAACCUCGUGGAGUUGUUCAAGCCAUUCACGGAAAGCCAGUGGAUAUUUGAUGCAGAUGCUGCUGAGAAAACGCUCCGACCCUGGGCGACAAAAGACUUUUGGAUCGAUUCACACGAAAUUGCCUGGGAACGUUACGUCGUAAAUUACUGUGUAGGGCUGAAAAAGUAUAUGCUGCACGAGGAUGUCAUUGACGUGGAUAUUGAGGGAGUCAAUCAGACACAGCUUGCACUGAACACUGGACGUAUACUAGAAUGGGAUCCCGAUCACCACGCGAUCUCAUUUCCUGGACUGCUCUCCGAUGUGGCCUGGGCAUUCACAUCGAGUCGCAAGCCUGGAUACACCAAAUCUGGGCUGCUCGGUCGCGUAAUGGGGCUUACCGGUUGGGAGGAAGGUAUGAAUCACGAGGCAUCACACGUUCCUAGGCUCCAUGUCGAGUCCAUCGGUGGCCUCCGUAACAGCGUAUUGGAGUCGGAAAUCGUUCGCACUGCGAUAAAAGAGUGCGCUGUGGCACAAGGGAUGAAUAUAGACGACGUAGAACGUCGAGCUGCAAGCAUGCUUAGUACAAUGGCUGCACAAUUGGACUACAAGGCAGUGCGCAAGUUUGGCUGGUUGCUUCGAAAGGUGUGCCGCAACAUGUAUGACCAGAUCCACGUGGACGAGACGGGUCUCACCCGAAUUCGUGACCUUCUGGCCGACCGCCGUGGAAGUGUAGUGCUUGUGCCUACUCACCGAUCAUACGUUGACUUCUUGCUCAUGAGCUACGUGUUUUUUGCCUACAAUAUCCCUGUUCCUUACGUUGCUGCUGGAGAAGAUUUUCUGCACAUGGGCAGUCUCACUAAGUUACUGCGCGAAUCUGGAGCAUACUUUAUUCGCCGGUCUUUCUCUGAUGAUCCCUUGUACUCGGCAGUAUUCCGUGCCUACACGCAAUAUCUGAUAUCGAAGGGACAUACGAUUGAGUUCUUUAUUGAGGGUUCCCGUAGCCGCAGUGGCAAACAACUACAUCCGAAAUUUGGCAUCCUUAGUACUGUCGUUGAUUGCUACCUAUCGGAGAAAGUCAAGCGUCUUUACAUCGUUCCUGUAACUAUCGACUAUGAGAAGCCAUUGGAAGUCUUGCUGCACCAGAACGAGCUACUGGGCGAGGGCAAAAUUCGCGAGUCGAUCACAGCUCUGUUUAAAGCAAUGCCAGUAGUGCGCAAGAAAUUUGGCUCUAUCUCGGUGCAAUUUGGUAUGCCUUUGGACGUGAAGAAAUAUAUUGACGCAAAGCUUGCAAGCGCUGAGGAGCAAGAGACGUUUAUACCGACGUCUACUAUCGUCGAAGACUUGGGGUAUGCAAUUACGGACGCAUUGAUUGAGAAUGCGACGUGUGCGAUGUCACAUGUGGUAGCCACUAUCCUGUUGGUGUACCGUCACGGAAUAUCCAAGCAGGAACUCGUACGCCAGGCGGAUCAGUUGAGACUGGAAAUUUUGCGUCGGGGUGGUCGUGUGGUGGGCACCCAGGGCCGCUCACCUACUGCUGUUGUAGACCGCGCGCUCGAAUUACUUCACGAACUUGUUACAAUGCGACGUAAAGACCUUGUCGAGCCUGCUAUCACCAGCCGCGAGCAAUACCCCAACAUGAUCGGCCUAGGGUAUUACCGCAACAAGUUAAUGCACUGGUUCAACCUUGAAGGUGUGCUGGCUUGUGCGUAUCAUGCUUUAGAUGGGUUCAACUUGCCCUCUUGUGAUAGCAAUAGUGUGUCGAGCAGCGCGGAUGAAACAGGCGUGGACCGUCAGGAGCUGCUCAAUGGCGCAUCGUUCCUGCAUGAAAUGCUCGCGAUGGAGUUUGUUCGCAAGGACAAUCCCGAGGCUGACCGUGCUCACCUCGCGAGGGCGCUUGCACAGCUGGAGUCCCGCAAUGUGCUUGUUCCUGUGGCCACUUCCUCUUCGUCACCACCAUGCGUGGAAGGAGCUGACGGCGUGAUGCUGUCGUUGCUGAGCACUCUCGUGUCGCCUUUCAUUGACAGCUACUGGGUUGCUGUUACGAGUCUAUUCGCUUUACGCCCGCAAGGUGAAGUGACGACGGAGGACUUGCUCAAGCGCCUGCAAUGGCUCGCGGAGACGAUGUACCAUGAGAAACUCAUCAGCUUCUACGAGUCGUGCUCGCGCGAGACGUUGCAGAAUGCUUUGGCAUUGCUGGAACGCUGGCGUGUCCUUUCCAGUCGCCGCUAUUCCAGCAACGGCAAGGGCAAGCCCAACGUAAGCAAGCGAGUAGUCUCGCUGCUGAGCUUGACAUCGCAGUAUGCAAGGGAUGGCGAGCUGGAGCAACUUGCUCAGCGUGUGUCCAAGUUCCGCAAGCUGCCUCCUGGCGUGCACCCUGGCACAACCAGCGAGACUGAAGUGCUUGCACGCUUACCUGCUCUUUCUCGCAUGUAG